AACAGCACUUUGCGUCUUAAAAGGGAUUUUCAUUUGUUUACUAUAUUUACUUCUUAGAAAAACUACAACAAUUAGCUGUCUAACAAUGGAGGAAAUAUGCAGAGUUUGCUUGGGAACUUCUGGAGCAUUCACAAACAUUUUUGAUGAGACUCCAAUAAGGAAAACUGGCAUUGCUGAAAUGAUUACGGAGUGCACAGGAUACGUGGUUUGGCGAGGGGAUGCACUCCCAGAAAACAUAUGUCCACCCUGCCUAGAGGAUGCAGUGGGCGCAUUCUACCUCAAGAGAACCUGCGAGCAGAGCCAUAAACUAUAUUUCACGCGGCUGGAGGAGGAAAGAGAAGAAGAAGAAAUCUGUGAUAAUGCAAAAGACGAUAGUUGCGAGACGUCGGGUAUUGGAAGUGAGCAAUUAAACCAGUUAGAAACCGAUGCAAAGGAUCAAAGUGAGAAGGAUACACUUAGUAGGCACUUAAUUGAUCAUCCAUACUCAAAGUCAUUUAAUCGGAAAGUGAGCCUUAAACCACCACAUAAAUGCCCUCGCUGCUUAAAGGCAUUUUCUGAAAAAGAAGAACUAGACGUACACCGCCGUUCUCACGUUGGGGAGCGACCGUUCAAGUGUACUCACUGCCCGAAAGCAUAUAUAAGUGAGAAAGUUCUUACAAAUCACAUACAAAGUCACACAGGAUAUCGACCAUACAAAUGUUCUUACUGCCCGAGAUCAUUUCAAGAGAAAGCGUUUCUCGAGAGACACCUACCCAUUCACACGAAGGAGCGUCCACAUAAGUGUCCUGAAUGUCCAAAGUCCUAUUUUAUACCCAAUAAUCUAAAGAUUCACAUUCGUACGCACACGGGAGAACGACCAUUCAAAUGUUCCCUCUGUCCAAAAACCUAUACAUCAAGAGGUGUUCUCAAACUUCACAGCCGUACUCACACUGGGGAGAGGCCGUUUAAGUGUUCUGAAUGCCCCAAGUCAUUCGUUGAAAGCGCAGGUCACCGAACUCACAUGAUAAUGCAUUCCGAUGAGCGACCCUUUCAAUGCUCCCGCUGCUCAAAGUCAUUUAAAAUCAGACGCACCCUUGCAUCACACACCCGAACUCACACGGGUGUACGAAAAUUUCAAUGCUCUCAAUGCUCAAAGGCAUUUGUAGAAAAACAUGCACUAACGAAGCACCUCCUUACUCACACUGGGGAGCGACCAUACAAGUGUGAUCACUGCCCGAGAUCAUUUAAGCAAAAUAUAUCUCUAAAAAAGCACUUAAAAAAACAUCCAGAUUAUCGACCACAUAUAUGUUCUUACUGCUCGGAGCCAUUUCAAGAGAAAGCGGAUCUCGACAGACACCUCACCACUCAGGCUGACUGCUCAAAGAAAUUUGAACAUGAAAUAACUGUUAAAAAUCACACCUCCAGUCAGUCGCAAAAGACUAAAGAUCCUAUCCUUAAGCAAUCUUACCAUUGUGAUCACUGCACGAGAUCAUUUAAGCAAAAGACAUCUCUAACAAAGCACUUAAAAAAACAUCCAGAUUGUCGACCACAUAUAAGUUCUCACUGCUCGGAGUCAUUUCAAGAGAAAGCGGAUCUCGAUGAGCACCUCACUGACUGCUCGAAGUCAUUUGAACUUGAAAUAUCUGUUGAACCGCAAGAGCAUCAAAUCUUUAAUCACACUGGGGAGCGACCGUACAAGUGUGAUCACUGCCCGAGAUCAUUUAAGCACAAGACAUCUCUUACAAACCACAUAAAAAAACAUCCAGAUUGUCGACCACAUAUAAGUUCUCACUGCUCGGAGUCAUUUCAAGAGAAAGCGGAUCUCGAUGAGCACCUCACUGACUGCUCGAAGUCAUUUGAACUUGAAAUAUCUGUUGAACCGCAAGAGCAUCAAAUCCUUAAUCACACUGGGGAGCGACCGUACAAGUGUGAUCACUGCCCGAGAUCAUUUAAGCACAAGACAUCUCUUACAAACCACACACAAAAACAUCCAGAUUGUCGACCAUAUGUUAGUUCUCACUGCUCGGAGUCAUUUCAAGAGAAAGCGGAUCUCGAUGAGCACCUCACUGACUGCUCGAAGUCAUUUGAACUUGAAAUAUCUGAUGAACCGCAAGAGCAUCAAAUCCUUAAUCACACUGGGGAGCGACCGUUCAAGUGUGAUCACUGCCCGAAAUCAUUUAAGCACAAGCCAUCUCUUACAAAACACAUACAAAAUCAUCCAGAUUAUAAGUGUGAGCUCUGCUUUAAGUGCUUUUUUAAAAAGUCCCACCUUCGGGAACACACUUAUACGCACAUAGAUGAUGAACCAUUUCAAUGUCCUCAGUGCGCGAAAACAUUUAAAGAGCAAGAGGCCCUCGAGACGCACAUUCAAACACAUGCGGAGGAGCGAAUAUAUACGAUUUCUGACUGCUAUCCCAAGGUCAGUGUGUUUAGGUGUCCUCACUGCUCGAAGACAUUUCCUGAAUACGCAAAUCUCCGCUAUCACCUUUAUUCGCACGCGAAUGCACGACCCUACCACUGCUUCUUAUGCAGAGCGACGUAUACGCAAUUACGCAGCCUCAAAGAACACUUAUUAAGUGCUCACAAUAUCGAAGACAAGCGAUCAUAUAGGCGGCCAUCUGGUUAUACAACUAAAUUUAGAGAACAUUAUCAUUUAUAACUUAUGUGCGGUUUAAACAAAUUUCGAUUAAA
Drosophila subobscura is the source of this 2670-nucleotide messenger RNA. Its product is annotated as zinc finger protein 271-like. The coding region runs from base 86 to 2638 and encodes 850 amino acids. The transcript is spliced from 2 exons. Gene Ontology annotation, cellular component: nucleus. Lineage: Eukaryota; Metazoa; Arthropoda; Insecta; Diptera; Drosophilidae. Gene Ontology annotation, molecular function: zinc ion binding; RNA polymerase II transcription regulatory region sequence-specific DNA binding; DNA-binding transcription factor activity, RNA polymerase II-specific. The record is from RefSeq and is a predicted model, not a curated record. Gene Ontology annotation, biological process: regulation of transcription by RNA polymerase II.